CGACUCGCUUGUCCCAAAUGUAUGCAGCUCGGCAUGCCGCCGACGUACUUUUGCAGCCAAGAUUGCUUCAAAACGAAUUACUCACACCACAAGCAGGAUGUCAAACUCUCUCUACCGGAUUGGGCCAAUUACUACGACUUUACCGGUCCGUUACGCCCCGCCUUGCUCAGUCCCCGUCGUCCCGUGCCGCCACGCAUUCGCAAGCCGGACUACGCCGAUCACGUAGCGGGCGUGUCGGAAUGCGAGCAGCGCGAUCGUACCAGUCACAACAAUAUUCGCGUCUACACGUCGGACGAACUCGACGGAGAUACCGGAUUGCGACACGCGUGUCGUAUGGGACGGGAGGUCUUGGAUAUAGCCGGCAAAGCCCUGCGCCCGGGGGUCACCACGGAUGAAAUCGACCGAGUCGUGCACGAGGCCGCCCUUGAGCGCGAUUGCUACCCGUCACCCUUGAAUUAUUACAACUUUCCCAAGUCGGUUUGUACGAGCGUCAACGAAGUUAUUUGUCACGGAAUUCCCGACUAUCGGGAGGUUCAAGAUGGCGACGUGGUCAAUUUGGAUAUCACCACGUACAACGCUGGCGGAUACCACGGUGAUUUGAACGAGACCUAUUGCGUGGGGAACGUGGACGCGGACGGUCGUCGUUUGGUGCAAACCGCCUUUGAGUGCCUGGCGAGCGCCAUGGCACUCGUCAAGCCUGGAACGUUGUACCGGGACCUGGGUACGGUCAUUGAGCGCCACGCCAAACAGAACAAAUGCAGCGUCGUACGAACCUACUGCGGCCACGGGAUUGGUUCCCUCUUCCAUACCAUUCCCAACGUUCCCCACUACGCAAAAAACAAAGCCAAGGGUACUAUGAAAGUGGGUCACGUGUUUACGAUCGAGCCCAUGAUUAACUUGGGAAUCUCGGCCGAUCGCACGUGGGGCGACAACUGGACCGCCGUAACGACGGAUGGCAAACGCAGUGCCCAGUUCGAACACACGAUUUUGGUCACCGAGACGGGAUUCGAAAUUUUGACGGCUCGGGACGAUGAGCCGGUCAUGCAAUGGGAUGCCGAGAAGAACAAUCGUUGA
This is a messenger RNA of Phaeodactylum tricornutum CCAP 1055/1, 1074 nucleotides long. RefSeq lists its product with no specific name. Lineage: Eukaryota; Bacillariophyta; Bacillariophyceae; Surirellales; Neidiaceae. Gene Ontology annotation, biological process: proteolysis. Gene Ontology annotation, molecular function: metalloaminopeptidase activity. The record is from RefSeq and is a predicted model, not a curated record. The annotation marks the transcript as partial. The transcript is spliced from 3 exons.